This is a messenger RNA of Metarhizium brunneum ARSEF 3297, 1008 nucleotides long. It is a transcript of the gene adhC2, whose product is annotated as NADP-dependent alcohol dehydrogenase C 2. The record is from RefSeq and is a predicted model, not a curated record. Gene Ontology annotation, molecular function: zinc ion binding; alcohol dehydrogenase (NADP+) activity. NCBI's taxonomy places the organism in Eukaryota, Fungi, Ascomycota, Sordariomycetes, Hypocreales, Clavicipitaceae. Gene Ontology annotation, biological process: alcohol metabolic process.
AUGGGAGUCGACUUCACUGUAUUUAAAGGCUCCAAGACCGGGGAAAUCGUCGAAGCCACCGGCCACCGAGACCCAGGUCCCACCGAAGUCAUUGUCAAAAUCUCACACUGCGGUGUCUGCGGCACCGACGAACACUUUCUCCACGCGGACCAAGGUCUCGGCCAUGAGGGAGUUGGAGUCAUUACAGAGCUUGGCUCUGCCGUACAUGAAGUGUCCAACUUCAAAGUCGGCGAUCGCGUGGGCAUGGGGUGGUUCCACAAGUUCUGCGGGAACUGCAGACCGUGCCUUACUGGCUUCUCGAAUAACUGCGCAUCGGCCAAGAAGUUCGGCUCCAACAACCUGGACCAAGGCUGCUUCGGCUCCUCUGUCGCCUGGGACGUUUCCGCCCUGUUCAAGAUCCCCGACGCAAUCGCCGUUGAGGAUGCCGGUCCCUUGAUGUGCGGCGGCGCAACCGUCUUCAGUCCCCUGCACACGUCUGGUGCAAAGCCGGGAGACCGAGUUGGUAUCAUUGGCAUCGGCGGUCUCGGCCAUUUGGCCAUCCAGUUUGCUUCCAAGAUGGGCAUGGAGACCGUCGUCUUCUCCAGCUCAGCAUCCAAGAAGGAGGAGGCAUUGAAAUUCGGCGCCUCGGAGUUUUACACCGCAGCUGAUUUGGCCAAGCCGGAGAAUAUCGAAAGGGUCGACAUUCUGCUGAUUACUUCCAGCGUGAUGCCGGACCUGUCCACAUAUUAUCCCGUCCUGGCCCAGGGGGCACAAAUUUACCCCCUAACUGUCAGCUUUGAGCCCUUGCAAAUCACACCCGUAACCUUAAUCAGUACUGGUAUCCGGAUUAUCGGGUCUGCCGUGGCCAGUGCCGGCACACAGCAGGCCAUGUUGGCGUUCGCGGCCAAGAAGGGAAUCAAGCCACAGAUUGAAAAGUUUCCUCUGACCAAGGACGGCGUUGUCGAUGCGAUGACGAGGUUGAAAGAGGGCAAGAUGCGAUAUCGGGGCGUGUUGGUGGCGCCGCAGUAA